AUGUCUCUGUCCGCGGCUGCCGCCAUAUUGGUUUGGCUUGGCGCUUUCUUUUCUGUGUUGUUAAUUUUUGCAAGUGAUGUUUGAAUUCACGUAAUUAUUAAUUUUCAUGUACUAUUAAAUAUUAAAAACUGUGUUUGUUUUGAAAACUAUAUAAUAGUGGCAUAAUGGAUCCCGCAAAGAUGAAAGUAGUGGAUCUGAGGUCGGAGUUAGGAGCCCUUGGUUUGGAUACGAAGGGUAACAAGCCGGCUUUAGUUGAACGUUUGAAGAAAGCACUGGAAUCGAAAACCGGGAAAUUACUGCCUGACACAUCGAUCCUUGACACCACCAAUGAGGACUCUGAUGAAGUGGUCACUCCUCGGAAACCUGGUCCCGCGGCGAGGACUAGGCGCUCGUCUUCUACCCGGCUCGCCCAUACACCGGCUAAGCAGCCGCGCUUGGAAGACCCUCCAGAGCCUAUAGAGGAGGACGAGCCGAAACCGGAGCCGAAGACGCCAUCUCCGGUCAAAGCACCGGAACCGGUGAAGGAGCCGUCGCCAGUCAAACCUCCCACGCCGGUCAAGGUCAAGUCCCCGUCGCCUGUGAAGCCCCCGACGCCGGUGCAGGCCCCGCAGCCGGCCUCGACGCCGGUGCAGGCCCCGCAGCCGGCCUCGACGCCGGUGCAGGCCCCGCAGCCGGUGCAGGCCCCGCAGCCGGUGCAGACCCCGCAGCCGGCCUCGACGCCGGUGGAGACCCCGCAGCCGGCCCCGACGCCGGUGCAGGCUCCGCAACCGGUCCCGGCGCCGGUUCCCGCGCCGGUCCCGGAUCCCGUUCAAGAAGAACCGGUCACGGUGCCCGAUAACGAUAUUUACAUCGUGGAUGAUGAGAAGAGCCAAUCACCCAUAGAAGUUAAGGAUGACCAAGAAGUUUCAGAAAGCAUGGAGGUCCAGGAGCAGACGGAAGUCGAGAGGCUGGUGAGCCCUAAGAAAGAGACGGAAGAUGCUGCCGAAGACGAGGAUGCGGAAAAGAAAAAGGAGCAGGAGCAGAAAGACAGGCCGUUGACCGAGGAGGAGGAGUGGGAGCAGCUGAAUGAGCGGCUGAGGGUCAGACACGAGGAGCAGCUCGAGCGCCAGAGGAGGCAGGCGGAGGCCGAUGCCGAGAAGCUGGCGGCAGUCAGCAAGGACCCAGUGAAACUGAACCGCCUCAAGCGCAAAAUGGAGAAGAAGGCGCGCUGGAGCAACUACUACAAAGCCGUGGAGAUCACCAACGAAGUUCUCACGCCGCCGAUCGAAGCUGUGGAGAUCCAGAAGAGGCAAGGCUCGAAAGAGGCGGUCGAAGUUAAGAAUGUGGAGCCUGAAUUAGAUGAUGACAAGAUCACUCUAUCUUGGUACGACAGCGACCUGAACCAGUAUCUGGAGCUGCCGGAGCUGAACAGCGUGGUGCCGCUGAGCGAGGGGGCGUUUGCCCACGCGUGGGCCGGCUGUAGGGCUUCGCACGGGGUCUCCAGCGGACGCGUCUGCUAUGAGGUCCGCGUGGGCGCCACGGCGACCACGACGGAGAGCGGCGACCAGGACAGCGUCGCCUGCGGGCUGCGGCUGGGCUGGUCCGACCUCGACUCCUCGCUGCAUCUCGGCGAGGGCGAAUUCAGCUGGGGCUACGAGAGCAGCGGCCGCGCGGUGCACAACGCGGAGUUCAAGGAGUACGGCCGGCCGCUCGUCGAGAAGGACGUUGUCGGCGUCUAUCUGGACCUGGAGUCGGACCCGUGCACAAUGUCGUAUACGGUAAACGGCGUGGAGCUGGGCGUGGCGUACGAGGUGGACAGAGCCUCGCUGGCCGGGAGGGUGCUGUUCCCGCACGUGCUCACCAAGAACCUCUGCUACCGCGUCAACUUCGGCAACGACAGGUACAAUAUGCUGACUAGAACAAAAAUCGUCCGCAACCGCGUGGAGAUACCCGUAGAACAAGUUUUGGAGGAGAAGAGGAAGAUUGAAGAGGAGCUGCAGAAGCAGAAAGAGGAAGCGGAGAGACGCGCUAGGGAGAGGCGGGAGGAGAGGGAGAGGCAGCGGCAGGAAAGGCAGAGGAAGAAGAGAGAGGAGAGGGAGAAGGAAGAAAAAGAAAAGAAAGAGAGGGAAGCCAAGGAGCGCAAAGAGAGAGGGGAAGAGCCGAUGGAGGAGGAUAAAGAGCCAGAUGAUGCGGACAAGAGUAAAGAUAAUGAGGGAGACGGAGAUAAGGAAGAUGACGAUGGAGAUAAGGAAGAAGAACCCAAGGAGAACGGAGACAAGGCUAGCGCGGCCGCGGCGCCGGAAGUGGACGCGGAGGCGCACGCUGACGUCAAGCACGAGCCUGCGGACGAAGAAAUGCAAGAAGUGACGGAGCAACAGGUCUUGAAAGGGCAUGUGCUGGACAAAAGAAUCAAAUUUGUUAUCCGCUACACGGUGGAGGAGGCGCUGGACGGGCCCGAGGCGUCGCUGCAGCCCGGGUACCAGCUCAUUGCGCGCGCGCAGCUCAGCGCGGGCCCGCGUCGCCCGGCGCUACUCGAGCACUGCGAGGUGAUCCUGAUGGUGGGCAUGCCGGGCGCGGGCAAGACGCAGUGGGCGCGGCGCCAGCUCACGCAGCGUCCGCAGCGCCGCUACAACAUCCUCUCCACCGGCGCGCUCUUCGACAAGAUGAAGGUGGAUUGUUCGAGUUUCCGCUCGAGCUACGACGGCCGCUGGGACGCCAUGGUGUCCAAGUGCGCUAAAUGCGUGCUCAAAUUGUUGGAAAUCGCCAAAGGAAGACACCGCAACUUUAUACUCGACCAGACCAACGUGUACCCGUCGGCUCAGAAACGGAAACUUCGAGAAUUCUCCGGCUACAAGCGGAUCGCAGUUGUCAUAGUUACCGACGAGGAGACUUACAAGGAACGAUACAAGAGGCGCGAAGAGGCAGACGGCAAGGAAGUGCCGGACGGGGCCAUAGUGGACAUGAAAGCCAACUUCACGCUGCCGCAGCCUUGCGCGUGGAUAGACGAGGUCAUCUACCCCGAGCUCGGGGAAGAGGAAGCGAAGAAGGUUAUAGAAGAGUUCCAUAAGGAAGCGAAGGCGGCCGGAGUGGUGAAAGAGAAGGAGAGGAGAGAGAGGGCUGACGCGCCUCCGGCCAAGAGGGCGAGGUCGGGGGAGAGGUCGAGGGAGAGGGAUCAUCGCGGCGGCAGGAGGGACGGGGGACGCGAUCGGGAGGACCGCUGGGGCAGCGGCGGCGGUCGCUGGGGCCCGGCCAACCGCGGCGGGGGCGGCGGCGGCGGGCGCUGGGGCCGCGAGCGCGGGCCGCCGCCCCCGCCCAUGGGCCGCGACCGAUGGGGGCCACCCACCGGACCCAGAGGCGGAGACUUCGGCGGCGGCCGCGACCGCGACAACUUCCGCGGGGGCCGCGGCGGGCCCGGAGGCCCGCGCGGCGCUCCCGGACUGCGGGGCCCGGGCGCCGGCGGGCCCGCGCUGGCCCCCGGGGACCGCUACCGCACGGACAGGCGGGCCGCGCCCCACCAGCCCGCCAUGGACAAGAGGAACAACGGGCCCAACUCGCAAGGCGGCAACAUGGGCGGGGGCGGGGGCGGCUGGCAGCGCGGCGGCCGCGGGGGCUCCCGGAACAUAGCCGUCGCGCCCGGCAGCAACCGGAACAUGGCCGGGAAUAAGGAUAACAACCAGAACUCUGGUCAGAACGCGAACCAGCAGCAGAACCAGCAGGCGGGCUGGAACCAGUGGGCCGGCGGCUGGGGCGGCUGGGGCAACUGGAACCAGAACCCGCAAGGCUGGGGCAACUGGGGUAACUGGGGCAACUGGAACGCGAACGCGAAUGCCGGCCAAUCCGGCACUCAGCAGGCGGGCAACAAGAACCAGAACCAGCAGCAGCAGCAGCAGCAGCAGCAGUGGCCCGCCAACUACACCGCGCAGCAGUGGUACCAGUGGCAGCAGUGGCAGCAGCAGCAGCAGCAGUGGAGCGGGUACCAGCAGCAGGCGGGCGCGGGCAACGCCGCGGACGCGCAGCAGGCUUGGGCGCAGUAUUACCAGAACUACGGUACGGGUAACGCAGCAGCAGCGACCACCAACACCGACAAGAAGUGAGGACGCCUAUCACCACGGACCACUAUCGCCAGGGUUCACUGUCUCCGAGGCCGUCGUUACACUAGCAAUGCCUAAUUCUCAUCGCGACACUAGCGACAUUAAAUUAGUUUCGUUUGUCGAAAAUUUAAUGUGUAAACAUCUAGUUUUACAAUGCACGCAUUGACUCCACGACAAAAUUUGAUGUUUAUACGUGAGAUUUCCAAACUGUUUGCUGCCACUAAUGUCGUCAAGUUAGGCUAAGUUACUACGCGAGAUUUACUUUCGCGACUUUUGCAAUAAAUAUGUACCGUCAUUUCUUCAUAGAAAAUUAAACUUACUUAGUAACUUACUAGUGUAACCUACUUAUUCUAGGUCGUCUAAGGUAUACACGAACCCAGCUAUCAUUAUAUGUAGCAAUUUGGUCACCUUACGAAAGUAUGGGACUGUCAAACACAUUAUUUUACAAAUAAUAUUCUAUUUAACUAUAUUUUUUGCCAGUAGUCAAUAUCUCUUCAGUCCAGUAGUCAAUACAUACUAAAAGGUCGGCGCAAUGUUGAAAUUGUAUGUAAUACAUUAUUAAUUUAGGCUUUUCAAUAUACCGACAAGCCUUGACAGAUUGUUUUGGCGCCAAAAAGAAAGGGGCCGAUACCGAUAUUUAGUGUGAAAAACGUCAAAGAAAAAGAACAUUUAUAUAUAAACGUUGUGUUUGACACGUCCCAUAUAAAACUUCCUUGUUUUGAGAAAGGUAUGUCUUUAUUUUUCAUUGUAAAUUUAUUCUUGCACUAUUUGACGUUAUUGUUUCACAAAUGGUGAUAUUUUCGCACCGAAUCCAAAUCAAUUUUAGUGUAAUAUUGACUAUAUUGUUUUUUUUUUUUGUUUAUAUUCAUUAUGGAGACUAAAGAGUCUUAUAUAAAAAUAAGUUUAUACAAGUACAUGUUCCAUAGUUGGAUUAUAAGUGAUAUUGUUGAUUCAACUUUAUCAGGCACCCUAAUUUGACUAUUGUAAAUACUCUUAAAGCCUGGGUAUUGAAAAUUUUAAACGGGAAUAUACUUAAUUUUAGUGCUAUCACUAUCUUGUUACUUGUAUCUGGAAAGAGAACACGAUCAUUGAAGAUAUCAAAAUUAUUUUUUAUAAAUAUUCGGGCUUAACAAGACUUGAUCUACACUUAACUGACAUUGUAGGUCAGUUUCUUGAUAGAAUCUUAGGUGUAACAUUGUCACCAUGUAUUUAAUAACUGGUUUUUUAAAAAGAUAAAACCCCUGGUUUUCACCAUAAAUGGGUAUAAUUAAUACUAAAUGUACGUGCGUGGAUGUGUAUCCCUUAUGCGUUUUGUUAAGUAUUACGUACUGUUGAGCGCAUUCGUCAGCUGUUUGUGCAACAACAUUACUUUGUGUCUCUAUCGGUUAGGAUAUUAUUUUUGUUUAAUAUGACCAAUUUUGAUAGUUCCAUAUAUUGCCGCGUCGCUUUGCGCGGUCGCUAGCCAUAAUUAUUUUAAUUUUAAAAUAACAAAAACGUCUUUUAGGAAAUAAUAGAUUCCAAUCUCAAUUUAUUUGUUUUUAGAUUGGACGAUAGAGACAUAAAAUACGCGUGAAAAUAUGAAUAUAAUUCAAUUCUGUAAUACAGCAUUGGCUGAUGAUGCUCAACAUGAAGUCAGAUCUUGUAACGAAACCGUUAUCUACUAAAGGGUAAUUUUAGUUAAGGUUAUAUUGACUAGUUUAAAUUUAAAUACAAAGAAUGCAUGAGUGUGUGUAUGGAAGCUAAGCUAAGCUGCGUGUGUAAAAACUUGUAGAUGUUAAGAGUGUGGGAUUUAGUUUAUGCCGUAACUAUAAUGAUUUCAUUUCAAUAAAUUCAUUUCCUAAGU
Messenger RNA from Plodia interpunctella (Indianmeal moth), 5913 nucleotides. RefSeq lists its product as uncharacterized. Gene Ontology annotation, molecular function: protein binding. The transcript has 28 exons. The coding region runs from base 165 to 4073 and encodes 1302 amino acids. NCBI's taxonomy places the organism in Eukaryota, Metazoa, Arthropoda, Insecta, Lepidoptera, Pyralidae. The record is from RefSeq and is a predicted model, not a curated record.